Messenger RNA from Paramecium tetraurelia, 444 nucleotides. RefSeq lists its product as uncharacterized. The record is from RefSeq and is a predicted model, not a curated record. Lineage: Eukaryota; Ciliophora; Oligohymenophorea; Peniculida; Parameciidae. The transcript has 2 exons.
AUGAAAAGUAAUUAAAAUAGCAAUUUGGCUGAGACUAGCAAUUUGAAUGAGGACAACUAAUAAAUGAAGUCUCUAGUCAAUCAAAUCAUGCAGUAAAAUAGUAAAAUACACAAAUAAAAAUCCAAUAUCAAAAGAGUUAAAUGGAAUUAAGAAAGCUCAGAAUUAUUCAAUAAACUAUAUCAUAUGUUUUUGGGAGACCUCAACAUGAUACACUCAUAUUUUUAAUAACACACUGACUAUAAAUUUACCAAAAAAUAAAUCAAAAAACAAUUCACCUAGCAGGUUCACACCCUUACUAAAUCGAAUAGUAAAUCAAUGGAUGAAGAAUUAUAUGCUAAGAUAUUUGAUUCCUAACAGCAAAGUCUUUCAAACAGUAAUUAUUGCGAAGAUCCAGAAUAAAGUGCAAUAAGUGAUAUAAAGAGUUUUCAAUCAAGCAGUUUUUGA